Perkinsus marinus ATCC 50983 is the source of this 1851-nucleotide messenger RNA. Its product is annotated as ATP-dependent RNA helicase DOB1, putative. Gene Ontology annotation, cellular component: nucleus. The annotation marks the transcript as partial. Gene Ontology annotation, molecular function: nucleic acid binding; ATP binding; RNA helicase activity. The transcript has 19 exons. NCBI's taxonomy places the organism in Eukaryota, Perkinsozoa, Perkinsida, Perkinsidae. Gene Ontology annotation, biological process: maturation of 5.8S rRNA; RNA catabolic process. The record is from RefSeq and is a predicted model, not a curated record.
AUGGCUACUGAAGACGAUCUUUUCGACGUAUUCGACGGUGAGGUCCCACAAGAAGAAGAGGAGGAUGUUGAAGUGAUGCCUGACGUUAAGGCUGGUGUUCGAUCCCGAACCCCAUCUGGGGAUGAGUCGACAGAGGAACCUCCAGCUAAGGCAGCGCGGCCUUCGGGAGAAGACAGCACCGAGGCGAGCCCUGAGGAGGGAGAAGGCCGAGCUGAGGAGCUCAUGUCUGAAGUUACUCUUGAGGCAUAUCCUUCGGGGGAGAACUGUCUUCAUGAAUGUAUAUUACCUGCGAACUGGGCAAAGGAAAAACGACUGCCAAAAUAUGAGGGCGAACCCGCGAAGACCUAUCCCUACACGCUAGAUCGAUUCCAGUCUGAGGCUGUAUCCUGUUUGGAACGCAGUGAGUCGGUACUUGUGUCGGCGCAUACGUCGGCUGGUAAGACUACAGUGGCUGAGUACGCCAUUGCUAUGAGUAUGCGGGACAAUCAGAGAGUUAUUUACACGUCCCCUAUCAAGGCGCUGAGUAACCAGAAGUAUCGUGAUCUCGCUGAUGAGUUUGGCAGUGAUGUUGGUUUGAUGACAGGGGAUGUAACCAUCAACCCUAAUGCGAGUUGUAUGAUUAUGACCACUGAGAUUCUGAGGUCCAUGCUGUAUCGAGGAAGUGACGUUUGUCGGGAAGUGAAGUGGGUCAUAUUCGACGAGGUGCAUUACAUGAGGGAUAGGGAUAGAGGCGUUAUCCUCUUACCUGAUACAGUACGUUUCGUCUUCCUCUCGGCUACUAUACCCAAUGCGAGGGAGUUCGCUGAGUGGAUUUGCCGUAUUAAGCACCAGCCCUGCCAUCUGAUCUACACUGACUACAGGCCGGUGCCGCUACAACACUACGUGUAUCCUUCUAUGGGGGAUGGAGUCUAUCUCACUGUCGAUGAGAAGGGCAAGUUCCGAGAGGAUAACUACGGGAAAGCCGUUGAGAUAUUAGAGAAGAAUACUGAACAGGCCUCUCAGAGCACCAAGGGUUUGAAGAGUAAUAAGAAGAAGCAACAACAGCAUACUAAGAACAGCGAUCUCCUCAAGGUCGUCAGGAUGUGCUCUGAUCGCGCCUAUCUACCGGUGAUAGUGUUCGCAUUCAGCAAGAAGGAGUGCGAGCAGAACGCCCUAGUCUUGCGAAAUAUCGAUCUCGUUACACAGGAUGAGAAAGCCCUUAUUGGGGAUGUCUUCGAGAAUGCUAUGGCGACCCUGAGUCCUGAGGACAGAGAGCUGCAGCAGAUCCAGUCCAUGCUGGGUUUCCUCUCGAGAGGUAUUGGUAUCCAUCAUGGCGGUCUCUUGCCGAUCCUCAAGGAGAUCGUUGAGAUACUUUUCCAAGAGAACUUGAUCAAGGUGCUCUUCUGCACGGAGACUUUCGCCAUGGGUGUGAACAUGCCUGCUAAAACGGUCGUCUUCACUUCGAUUCAAAAAUGGGAUGGUAUUGAACGCAGAACGCUGAAUAGUGGAGAGUACAUCCAGAUGGCUGGCCGAGCUGGUCGACGAGGAAAGGAUGAUAAGGGUUUGGUCAUCAUCAUGCUGACGGAUAAGGUCGAGCCUAAUACGGCUAAGGACAUGUUCCUAGGUGAUGCGAGUCGGCUGGACAGUCAGUUCUACCUCGGGUACAAUAUGCUGCUCAAUAUGCUCAGGCUUGAAGGUGUUGACCCCAACUACCUACUCGAGAGGAGUUUCUCACAGUUCCAGAAGGACAAGGGCUGCAUAGCGGCCAAGGAGAAGCAUUCGGAAUUGAGCCAUAAGUUGGAGGAUGCCACUGAGGAGCUGAAUAAGGUCACUGCUGAUGCCUCAAAGAAGAUGAACUUUGAUGUUAAAAUG